Fukomys damarensis (Damara mole-rat) is the source of this 3208-nucleotide messenger RNA. It is a transcript of the gene Aars2, whose product is annotated as alanyl-tRNA synthetase 2, mitochondrial. Gene Ontology annotation, cellular component: cytoplasm; mitochondrion. The record is from RefSeq and is a predicted model, not a curated record. Gene Ontology annotation, molecular function: aminoacyl-tRNA deacylase activity; nucleic acid binding; alanine-tRNA ligase activity. Bases 31 to 2988 code for a protein of 985 amino acids. Gene Ontology annotation, biological process: tRNA modification; alanyl-tRNA aminoacylation. Lineage: Eukaryota; Metazoa; Chordata; Mammalia; Rodentia; Bathyergidae. The transcript has 22 exons.
GAUCCCGUGAAGCUGCCGCCCGGAGCUAAGAUGGCCGCAUCAGUGGCAGGGGUCGCCAGGCGGCUGCGGCGGGCCAUACGAAGGUCGCCCUCAAGGCUGGGCCGCAGCCAACAGCCGCUGUCCACCUUGCCCCCUCCAAUCCAGGGCUCGGCCGUUCGGGACGCCUUCCUGAGCUUCUUUCGCGAUCGCCAUGGCCACCGCUUGGUGCCCUCUGCUUCUGUACGGCCCCGCGGCGACCCCAGCCUGCUUUUCGUCAACUCGGGCAUGAACCAGUUCAAGCCCAUCUUCCUGGGCACUGUGGAUCCACGAAGCGAGAUGGCUGGCUUCCGGCGUGUGGCCAACAGCCAGAAGUGUGUGAGGGCCGGAGGACGCCACAACGACCUGGAGGAUGUGGGCCGAGACCUUUCCCACCACACCUUCUUUGAAAUGCUUGGCAAUUGGGCUUUUGGGGGUGAAUAUUUCAAGGAGGAGGCUUGCAGCAUGGCUUGGGAACUGCUGACUCAGGUCUACGGGAUCCCUGAGGACAGGCUGUGGGUCUCCUACUUUGGUGGUGACCCCAAGGCAGGACUGGACCCAGACCUGGAGAGCAGGGACAUCUGGCUCAGCUUAGGGGUGCCUAGCAACCAUGUGCUUUCCUGUGGACCACAAGAGAACUUCUGGGAGAUGGGAGACACUGGCCCCUGUGGGCCCUGUACUGAGAUCCACUAUGACUUGGCUAGUGGGGUGGGAGCCCCCCAGCUGGUGGAGCUUUGGAAUCUAGUCUUCAUGCAGCACAACAGAGAGGCUGAUGGAAGCCUUCAGCCCCUGCCCCAGAAGCAUGUGGACACGGGAAUGGGCCUGGAGAGACUGGUGGCCGUGCUACAAGGCAGGCGCUCCACCUACGACACUGACCUCUUCUCCCCGCUGCUCCACGCCAUACAUCAGGGCUGCGGGGCACCCCCGUACUUGGGCCGAGUAGGGGCAGCCGAUGAGGGACGCACAGACACAGCCUACCGCGUGGUGGCCGACCACAUCCGCACACUCAGUGUCUGCAUCGCGGACGGUGUCUCCCCAGGCAUGUCGGGAGCCCCGCUGGUCCUUCGCCGGAUCCUCCGAAGAGCUGUGCGGUUCUCCAAGGAGGUGCUUCGGGCACCACCCGGCCUCCUAGGCAGCCUGGUGCCGGUGGUAGUGGAGACACUGGGAGACGCAUAUCCAGAACUUCGGAGGAACUCAGCCCAGAUAGCCAGCCUGGUGUCGGAGGAUGAGUCCGCCUUCCUGGACUCCCUGCAGCGGGGUCAAUGGAUCAUCGACCGCACCCUGAAACGUCUGGGGCCUUCUGAUCUGUUCCCUGCUGAUGUGGCCUGGUCCUUGUCGCUGUCUGGGAACCUGGGGCUUCCCCUGGACCUGGUGGAGCUGAUGCUGGAGGAGAAGGGCGUGCAGCUGGACUCUGCAGGGCUGGCACAGCUGAUGCAGGAGGAGGCCCAGCUCCGGGCCCACCAGGCUGAGCCAGCUCAGGAGCACAGACUUCGCCUCGAUGUCCACGCACUUGGGGAGCUGCGGCGCCGUGGGGUGCCCCCCACUGAUGACAGCCCCAAGUACAGCUACUCCCUUCAGCCCACUGGGAACUAUGAGUUUGGCCCCUGCGAGGCCCAGGUGCUGCAGCUGUACACUGAGGAUGGGGCUGCUGUGGCCACCGUGGGGCCAGGCCAGCGCUGCGGCCUCCUUCUGGACAGGACUAACUUCUACGCUGAACAGGGAGGCCAGGCUUCAGACCGGGGCUACCUGGUGCGGGCGGGACAACAGGAUGUGCUGUUCCCUGUGGCCCAGGCCCAGGUCUCGGGGGGCUUCAUCCUGCACGAGGUGCUGGCCUCUGAGAACCUGCAGGUGGGGGACCAGGUGCAGCUGCACGUGGAUGAGGCCUGGCGUCUAGGCUGCAUGCAGAAGCACACGGCCACCCACCUGCUGAGCUGGGCACUGCGGCAGACCCUGGGCCCCAGCACGGAACAGCAGGGUUCCUACCUCAACCCUGAACGGCUGCGCUUUGACGUGACCACCCAGACCCCCCUGACCCCAGAGCAGCUCCGGACAGUGGAGGGCACUGUGCAGGAGGCCGUGCAGCAGGAUGAGGCCGUGUACAUGGCAGAGGUGCCCCUGGUGCUCACUUCCUGUGUCCCUGGCCUGCGCUCUUUAGAUGAGGUGUACCCAGACCCCGUAAGAGUGGUAUCGGUUGGGGUACCUGUGGCCCGAGCCCUGGACCCCACAUCUCAGGCUGCACUGCAGGUCUCCGUGGAACUCUGCUGUGGAACGCACCUGCUUCGUACAGGGGCUGUGGGGGACCUGGUUAUUAUCGGGGAGCGCCAACUCUCCAAAGGCACCACCCGCCUGCUGGCCAUCACCGGGGAGCAGGCCCAGCAGGCCCGAGAGGUGGGUGAGAGCCUGGCCCAGGAGGUCGAUGCAGCUGCAGAACGUCUGAGUCGGGGCAGCAGGGACCUAGUGGAGGCUCAUCGGCUGUCCAAGGAUGUGGGACGACUCACAGAGAACGUGGACAGCGCUGUGAUGCCUCAGUGGCAGCGGAGGGAGCUGCAGGCCAGGCUGAAACUGCUUCAGCGCCAGGCCAACACCGCCAUCCGCAAGCGGGAGCUGGGCCAGGCUGCUGUGAAGUCCCAGGAGCUGCUGAAGCGACAUGAAAAGGGACCCCUGAUCGUGGACACUGUGUCUGCUGAGUCCCUCUCAGUGCUGGUGAAGGUGGUGCGGCAGUUGUGUGAGCUGGCCCCGGGUACCUCUGUGCUCCUCCUCAGCCCCCAGCCAGUGGGCAGCAUCCUGUGUGCCUGCCAGGUGGCCCAGGGUACCACAACUGCCUUCACAGCAGAGGCCUGGGCGCUGGCUGUGUGCAGCCACAUGGGAGGCAAGGCCUGGGGCUCACGCGUGGUGGCUCAGGGCACUGGACGCACCAUGGACCUGGAUGCUCUCCUCAGUGCAGCCCGAACCUACGCCCUCAACCAUCUCUGACCCCAGUGCUCCGGGAACCUACAGAGACAGGAUCUGGUGCCCUGGAGGAGCCCCACAGCCUCCCAGGGGCCCACAGGCGGGGCUGAAGGAGGCCACCUGUCCCUGCCUGACACAAGGAGGCACAGGCUGGGAAUGCGGAGGGGGCCCAGAAGCGUCCCUCCCACCAAAUGUGAAGACAUGGCUACCAGAGCUGUGACUGCUCAUUAAAGUGAUUUUAGAG